AUCUGGAAAGACGGGCACUACCAGCACAAGACUAUAGUACAGACAGCAGGAAGGGCGGCGGCAGACAUGGCGCCGGCGGCGGGCCAGGAGAGCAUGAUGACGAGGGAGCAGCUGCUCCACCUCUUCUCCCGCUUCUCCUUCCUCACCUCCCUCCCCGAGGUCAAGCAGCGGAUUGCUGACGCAGUCAGGGACAAGCAGGAGGCUGUUGCCGUGACCACUGAGAUACAAGAAGAGAUCCUUCGCGAGAUGGGUGUAGAUCCAGGUUUUGGUAUUGGGUGCCUAGGAAAGGUCAACCUUGUUUAUGAAAAUGACAAGGAUUUGAUGAUUAAAUUCUAUCAAUUUGUUGCCAAAGAAGAGAUGGCUAUUGAUGAAGCUGAGCUUGAACCUAGAGAAAUGGCUGAAAAACUACAUGCUCAACAAAUACUACAAGAACAGCAACUGAACAUGCUAGUUGAAAUGAGGAAAUGUAGCCCAGAGAGCCAAUCUGUCAUACUUGGGAAUUUGCGGAAACAAUUGGAGGAAGCUAAUUUUGACAUCAACGCAUCGAUCCUGAGUCCAGAGCAAAUUCAAGAGAUCAUUCAGAAGUGAUAAUUUCCCAGCAGAUCAGUAGUACCAGCAUUGUCAUUUGGUGCUUGUGCAUCCCUCUGUAAUCGCUAGAAAGUGGAAAUAGUGACCAGUCUUGUCUAUUUGAUAUCUGGUGAUUGUAAAUUGCAUCUUAAGAGUUGUAACUGUUACAAGUAACCUUGGAAAACAUACUGAUUUUGCAAAGACAGUUCACAGUGAUUUGUAAAACAUCCUGAUUUUGCUAAAAAGAAAAGUUCUUAGG
Panicum hallii is the source of this 826-nucleotide messenger RNA. RefSeq lists its product as uncharacterized. The transcript has 7 exons. The record is from RefSeq and is a predicted model, not a curated record. The coding region runs from base 67 to 588 and encodes 173 amino acids. NCBI's taxonomy places the organism in Eukaryota, Viridiplantae, Streptophyta, Magnoliopsida, Poales, Poaceae.